GUGUAUGGAGGUUGUAACGAAAUCUGUGAGAGGUAAUUACCAUACAGUACAAAGGAGUCUCUUGAUUCAAAUCACUGCGCAAUAAUUCAGGCUACGCCAAAACUGAACAUCAACGCUACCGAGACGACCAACCUGCCAAGGUUUAACGAACUCAAGCAAGAACAAUGUAUCUGAAAACCUGCCUGCUCAUUCUGCUCUGUCUUGGUCUCAUACAGGCGAGAGUAUACAGGAAGAUUCCAAAAUUGUUUCGCAAGGGCCCGGCAGAGGAAUUACAAGUGAGAGAGGUUUUGAAGUGUUACUCCUGCCAUGGAAGUAACGCAGACACCUGCGACAAAAAGGAAAAAGUGUGCAAACAAGAUGAUGUCUGCAUGAAAGUAUACAUGACAGGCUACGCGUAUAUACUUCAGUGCGCAAGCCAGAUGUAUUAUGAGCAAGCAGUAGAGGAAUGUUCGGAUGGUACCUGUGACGUGACGAUGUGUAAGACGUCUUUGUGUAAUGCAUAAAGAGAGACACCACGAUAAGUCACCAUGAUUAAGGUGGAAAAAUAGAUCUUUGGUUUCUCAUCUUCUGGGCUCAUUUCUGAGGAUUUCUCUCCACGCACCAUUUACAUGUUACAUUUAACACGAACGUUUUGCAUGAAAAUAUUAGGCACAUUUGUAAACAGUAAAUCAAAUGUUUUUCAAGUCAAUAAAGCACCAAGAAAUGUU
This is a messenger RNA of Pocillopora verrucosa, 707 nucleotides long. RefSeq lists its product as uncharacterized. Lineage: Eukaryota; Metazoa; Cnidaria; Anthozoa; Scleractinia; Pocilloporidae. The record is from RefSeq and is a predicted model, not a curated record.